Messenger RNA from Piliocolobus tephrosceles (Ugandan red Colobus), 1673 nucleotides. RefSeq names its product proline-rich receptor-like protein kinase PERK2. The record is from RefSeq and is a predicted model, not a curated record. Lineage: Eukaryota; Metazoa; Chordata; Mammalia; Primates; Cercopithecidae. The transcript has 3 exons. Bases 396 to 1454 code for a protein of 352 amino acids.
UACAGUGACCUUUAUUCAACUUUCCAAGAUCCAGUCCUCAGCUAAUUUACAAAACUACAAUAGUGUUAUAUACUCUCCUAGGUCUACACGGCAAAGCACAGUUUGUUGCAACUAAUGCUGCCUUAUAAAAAAAAAGGCUUUAUCCUAUGCUACCCAUCCUAAACCCAGCUGUUCAGAGCAGUGUACCUGGAAAUCAGACUCAGGGUACGGACUGCAAGACAAGGCACAAGGAAAUCCUAACACGAAGUCCUAUAUUCUGGGCAAAGGGAAGGGGAUGGCAGGUGGGACGCACCCGGGUCAGGGCGAGGGCACGGCAAGUUUUCUAUUAAAUCUCAAUAGGUUAAAACUCAUAUCCAAUGUCUGAUACAUUUUCGAGGGAAAAUGGUGCUUGAAAGAUGUUUCUACGGAAAAUAAGCUUCAUCUCAGUCAAUCUGUUCGUCCCAACUUUGGGCAGCAGGUGUGGGGGCGGGACCAAGGUCUGCGCCGUAAUCCAAACAGGCAGUCCCACCCAGGGCCACCCCAAGGCUAGAUGCUCCGACGCGACUCGAGCAGGCCACACUGUCUUUCGGACAAAGCGACGCGGUCCUCACAGGCGGGAAGGAGAGUGCGUCCCGGUCGGGAAGGACGCCGCCAGUGAGCUGCCUGCCCACGUGACGCCCGCGGCGACCUUGGGGGUCACCCUUGCGGACGCACCGCCCUCUCCCUCACAUCCGCCGCCGCGCCCGCCCCUCACUCUACGACCGCCAAUGGCGCGUCGCUCCGCGCCCCGCGCGACCUCGGAGCGCGCUCGUACCCGCCAAUCUCCGCCCGCCGGGCGGGCCCCACGGCGCCAUUGGCUACCACGGCCAUCUAUCAGGUCCCGUCCCUCCUACCACCCUCCGUCAGCCCCACUCCAUCCAGCUCCACUCCCCUGUCACCGCGGCACCCGCAGCACCAAGGGCGCGGCGGCCUCGCCCUUUCCCGCUAUCUCCAACCCCGGGCCGCCAAGCGCCGCGCUACCCGGCACUGGGACGGGCGCAGCGACAGCGCAAGGUUACCUGUCUCCGGCUCAGCUCCACCCGAAUGAGGCGCCGACACCCCACUCCGGGGCUCUAAACUCUCGGCCCCGCCCUGGCGUAUGGCGUCAACACGUAGCCCUCCCCUGGAGAAGAAGGCCCUCCCCUCUUACAGUGAACCGAUUCGUGACGUCACAGAGGCGCGCCGGACGUCACCGCGCCGACUACGCAGUUGCGGGAGCUUGGGCCGGCGGGAGCCCAGCUGUUUGCUCCGCCAGAGCGAUGAGUUUGAGUCUAUGGACUUCCAGCGGCUUCUACGAUCAUAACAGCAGAUAUUGGGGUGACGAGGAACAGCGAUCCAUCAAGCACGAUAGUCCCAUAGAGAACACAGAUAUCUCAAUUGGGCCAGUAUUCAGACCAAGGCUAUGCCACCCACAGAGACGAGGUGUCACCAUGUAGCCCAGACUGAUCUUGAACUUCUGGACUCAAGCGAUCUUCUUGCCUCGGCCUCCCAAAUGCUGGGAUUACUGGCAUGAGCCACUGUGCCUGACUGCCUAAGUUAAAUUUUCUACAGUGGAGAAUACAAUCUCUUUAAUAUUAUCUCUCAGUUGAGACAAAUUUCAGCAUCCUCCUUAAAAAAAAAAAAAAAAAGAAAGAAACAAAAUAAGUUUGCUGAUA